This is a messenger RNA of Carassius auratus (goldfish), 1378 nucleotides long. RefSeq names its product clarin-3-like. Lineage: Eukaryota; Metazoa; Chordata; Actinopteri; Cypriniformes; Cyprinidae. Bases 239 to 931 code for a protein of 230 amino acids. The transcript is spliced from 3 exons. The record is from RefSeq and is a predicted model, not a curated record.
GCUUAUCUGAGAUCUGUUUCCUCACCCAAGACCAAACCUUUUGCCACUGCAGGGAAACAGCAGGUACUGGUUUUAGAUCAGAGACAAAGUACAACCUAUACAGCACCAUUUAUGACCCCAGCAGCCACCAACACCUCACCUCCUCUCAAGAUCUCCCAUUUUCCAGCCACAAAGCAACAGGAAUAAAGGUCUGCUUGACAAACUGAUAAACUUCAGACACUGAAGUUACACUGAAACCAUGCCGUCUUCGGAGAAACUAGCGCAUUUCUUGUCAAGUGCUGGUUUAUGUGCAGCUGGAGUGGCUUUAUUGGCUUUCGGGAUGUCGACAGAUUGGGCCGAUGCCGUCUUGGACUGCGGUCCGCCCGGAACUACAGAGUUCAAUGGAACCUCCACUCUCGAAACUGGCCUUUUCAAUGGCACAGAAACCAAAAUCAGAUGUCCCAGGAUUGACUCAGCUGGAAAACAAGUGAUCGUGUUCGCCCGUCUGGCGAAAGUAGCAGGUGCUCCGAUCAUCCUGCACGCUCUGGUUGUCAUCCUGUUGGCUCUGGCUCUUUUCGGGUCUGCAGGCAGUAUUCUGGUCACACUGUACAACAGCUUCAGUAACCCAUAUCAGACAUACAUGGGACCGAUAGGACUGUACACAUGCAGUGGACUCAGCGUAAGCGUGGCCACCCUGGCACUGAUUCUAUACGUGUCGAACAUCUUCCUGGGCGAGAUGUUCCAGACACUGGUGAAAGCAGAUGAAAUCAACGUGCAGUUGAAGAAUCCAAAAAUUACGCUAAAGGCAGGGUUCUUCCUCCUGAUACCGUACAUCGGCCUCAACUCGCUGGCCAUCCUCGUGGUCUAUCUGUACGUCCACGCUGCGUACACUCGCCGCAAAGAGCAGGAGAAACCAACUGAGGAUGCACCCAAAGAGAUCAUGAUGUACUAAAGAGAAAACACAGCAAAAAAUCUGUUUAACAGGCGAUGAUUUUCAGACUGGAGCUGAACUGAGUCCAUUAGUUAGAAACUGCCACAUUAACUAUGAAGUGCAUUGAAAAAACUAAACUUAGCUGAAUUAUGUUUGCCGCAAAAUUGUAUUGACUCAUAGGCUAUUCAUACAAAGGCUUAAAGGGUAUUUUAAUCUUAAAAAAGUCAUUGCAUUAGAUAAGAGUGUCUCAGAUGUUUUGCUUGUGCUGUUUCUUUAAAAUGAAUGCCAUUUGUUUUGAUAUUUUAUCUAAUGCAUGUUUCAAGUGUUCAAAUAUAUUUAUGGGCCACUAAAAAUAUUUUAUUGCACUUAUGUUUAAGAACAACAACAUCAAAAUGCUUUUAAAAACAUUUCAUAAAUGUCUUUUAUUUUUUUCUAGCUUUCCUUCUAAGAACCUAAAAAUCAUGUGGA